Arabis nemorensis is the source of this 450-nucleotide messenger RNA. Lineage: Eukaryota; Viridiplantae; Streptophyta; Magnoliopsida; Brassicales; Brassicaceae. The record is from the annotation of a GenBank genome assembly.
AUGGAGUGGCAAGAAUGCAAGGUAAAGAUGAUGGUCGAAGUGCCUGUAGCACUUGCUUAUGAACUCUAUUCCGAUCGAGAAUCAAUUCCUACAUGGAUGAGUUUCAUUUCAUCCGUAAAGAUACUCAAGGACAAACCCGAUUUAUCUCGAUGGACUUUGAAAUAUAAAGCGUUUGGUCAGAAUCUUGAGUACUCUUGGCUUGCCAAGAACUUGCAGCCUCUCCCGAACCAGAAAAUACACUGGAUUUCUCUUGAAGGACUUCCUAAUAGGGGCACUGUUCGGUUUUUCCCUCUAGGACCUUCAUCGUGUGAAGUAGAACUAACCUUUGCAUAUGAAGUGCCAUUGCUACUUAUACCAUUUGCAGCAGCGCUUCAACCUCUAAUGCAAGGAUUGAUCAAGAACAGUUUGGAGCAAUUUGCAGAGAUAGCAAAAAGCACAAAGACCACUUGA